AUGAGGGUGGUGAUUCAAAAAGUUAAGAACGCUUCAGUCACAGUUGAUGAAACUGUAGUAUCAUCAAUUGGUAAAGGAUUAAUGAUCUUGGUUGGAAUUUCAACCACUGACACCAAGGAAGAUGUACUCAAGCUAAGCAAGAAACUUUUGUCAUUGCGAGUAUUUGAAGAUUUAUCACAGCCUCCGCAAACAGCGACCAGAUGGUACGGUAAGCCCUGGGCGAAGUCAGUUGUCGACAUUCAUGGUGAAAUAUUAUCGGUGUCGCAGUUUACGUUGUAUGGGACGGUGAAAAAGGGAACCAAGCCAGAUUUCCACAAGGCUGCAGGAGGAGACGAGGCGAAACUGCUAUAUGACACAUUGUUAGAGGAGUUGAGAAAGGGAUUGGGUGACGAGAGGGUCAAGGAUGGGAAGUUUGGCGAAAUGAUGGAUGUAUCUUUGGUUAACGAAGGACCCGUUACAAUUGUUUGGGAUACCCAGGAAAAUUCCUUAUAA
Molecule: messenger RNA, 492 nt
Organism: Lodderomyces oxycetoniae
Lineage: Eukaryota; Fungi; Ascomycota; Pichiomycetes; Serinales; Debaryomycetaceae
Gene: DTD2
Product: D-tyrosyl-tRNA(Tyr) deacylase
Exons: 2
Coding region: 1-492 (163 amino acids)
Biological process (GO): tRNA metabolic process
Cellular component (GO): cytoplasm
Molecular function (GO): D-tyrosyl-tRNA(Tyr) deacylase activity
Source: RefSeq, a predicted model, not a curated record